Messenger RNA from Drosophila grimshawi, 585 nucleotides. RefSeq lists its product as uncharacterized. NCBI's taxonomy places the organism in Eukaryota, Metazoa, Arthropoda, Insecta, Diptera, Drosophilidae. The record is from RefSeq and is a predicted model, not a curated record. The coding region runs from base 1 to 585 and encodes 194 amino acids. The transcript has a single exon.
AUGGACAAUGAACUCAGCUCUGGAACUGCCCCCGGCUAUGCACACAAGAAGUUUUCGGCACUGAAGCGUAAACGCAGUCAAGAUGAGGAGUCCGAAGAUGUGGUCUUCGUUAUGGAGCUGCCCGCCAAACGUCGAUUCUUCCGGCCCUGGCUGGAUGAGCCCAAAUCGACAACAAAUUCAUCAGCAGCCACAACUGUAACAGCUGUCACUUCAGUAAAUCAACAACCGCCUCGGAAGCCCAGCCCCAUCACUGUGGCCACCACGUACCACGCCAACAUGGUGCGCUCCCAUGCCCCACGACUGCGCAGUCCGAAGGCGCAACAGCGUCGAGAUCGCAACACUUUGGCCUGUCUCCUGAGCCGCCGGGCCAGACAGGUGAGGCAAGUGGCGAUGGAGGAGCAAUGCGAGCAAUAUCGCUUGCAGCACGAGGCUAAUUUGCAGCAACAGAUCCGUCUCAGCCUGUACUAUGUGCGGUUCCUGCAACAGACAAUGGCCACGACACGAACUCCACUGUCUGACACACAAUCCACGCUGCAGCAGAUCCACAAGUGUUGGCCCCAACAGGCAACUGGCAUGAAGCGUUAA